Messenger RNA from Mycetomoellerius zeteki, 1556 nucleotides. RefSeq names its product kynurenine formamidase (gene KFase). The record is from RefSeq and is a predicted model, not a curated record. Bases 589 to 1488 code for a protein of 299 amino acids. The transcript is spliced from 12 exons. Lineage: Eukaryota; Metazoa; Arthropoda; Insecta; Hymenoptera; Formicidae. Gene Ontology annotation, molecular function: arylformamidase activity.
AUUGUCAAAUCGUAAUUGAUGUUGUUAUAGUAUUGUUGCGUUAUUUAUCUCGACAUAAUAAAGCGUACGUCUAUCGACGUUGGAAGUACUGUGCAAAGUGUUGUACCUACGAUUUUGUGAUAAUCGUAAUUAAUUCGUUUUAUGUUUUUGCAAAUAAGCGUUGUAGAAUACUGCUAGAAAACAACAAAAGAACGGAUGAAGAGAGGAGAGGGAAGCUCGGAGAGGCAUCGAGCGUUGGCGGAGCAACCUACAGAAUCAACGUAGCAUUACAAUUCUGCUGUUGCGCAUCGUAUUGGACCCAUACUGCAGUACAAAUCUUCAAGGUAUCUCCAAGGGGGAACCUAAAGAUAUCCAGAAGACGACCUACAUCCUAAUAAAGAUGUCUCAAGAUAUCCUCAAGAAGACUUAGAUAAAAUGCAAAGCCAAGAAAGUGCUCUAUGGAGCGUGUCACAUAUGUCUUAGUGUCGAGACACUAUUAUAUACUCUGACUAAAGAAAAUUGCAACAGUUUCUAACAGGCGUUGCUUUGAAUAACAACCAGUGAUUAUUCGUAAUCAUUUUCUUGUCAGAGUCAAGCGAUUAAUCGAGGAUGUCCGAAGUUAUGUCCGAGCACGAGCGACUGUACACUCCGAGUGAAUGGAGCAAACGAUAUAAAUCUGAAGAGCUGCUCGCACGAUUCUUUAAAUUCUGUGAGGAAGUUACGGAAAAGACUCGGAAAACUGUUAAAUGUGAACUUAAUGUACCGUACGGUCCUACAGAGCGCGCAAAGUAUGACAUAUAUGGCAUCGAUUUACCGAAAGAUGCGCCGAUAUUUGUAUUUAUCCAUGGCGGAUAUUGGCAGGAAUUCAGCAAGGAUCUCUCUGGCUUCUCGGUACCUUUGUUUGUUAAAAAUAAGAUCAAAGUAAUAACAGUUGGAUACGAUUUGUGUCCGAAUGUCAGAAUUGGAGAUAUAGUAGCAGAAAUAAAAUCAGCGGUCGCACAGAUAUUAAAAUAUGCAGCUGAUUCAGGCUCUAAAUAUGUGUGCAUCGCUGGACAUAGUGCUGGAGCACAUUUGGCUGCAUGUUUAUUACACGAUGGCGAUUGGAUCAAUCGCAUGACACAGCAAGGAUAUUUUACACUAUUAAAGGAAAUCAUACUGAUAAGCGGCAUUUAUAAUUUAAAACCUAUAACCAAUAUCAGUUUUGCAGUUGCCCUUAAAUUGACCGACGAAGAAAUUAAGGCAUUCAGUAUUUCUACCUUUGACAAAGCAAAAGGCCAUCGUAUCACUAACUUGAAAGUUAUCGUAAUCGUAGGCGAUUGCGAUUCCCCAGCAUUUGUGGAUGAAUCGCGUGAAUACGCCCAGAAACUUAUUUCUAUUGUGGAUAAUGUGGAAUACCUUUUACUUCAAGACAUCGACCACUUUGAUAUAGUGGAGAAACUUCUAGAUCCAAACUAUCAUCUUGCUAAGUUGAUAUUGAAGUGUCUCCAACCAGAUGCGAUCCUUUGUUAGAUGAAUAUGAUCUGUCAUAACUUUGGAUUCCCUUGGACCUUUCACUUUGGCCUCUGCUAGAUCCUCUA